ACGAUUGUACGAAAGCGAAUAGUCGUAUGGUUCUUUAUUUAUUGUGAAUGCGCGGAAACUGAGGGACUCUUAGAUUUUCUUUUGUGUUUUGCAAGUGAUUACAGGAUAGUGUUGUUUGUGAAUAAUAAAGUUGUAGUGUAUUAACGCGAGGAAAAUCGAUGAGAUUGUGUGUACAGUGGUGCGAACAAUAUGUGCAGUGUUGAUUACGAAUGACAUCUGCUAGAAGAAAAACGGAAUUGCAGUAGUUAGAGGACGUGGAUUACGCAUCAUACAGGAUGAAUGUGACCGAGACGAUCCCGGUAUCUGCUCAGCCGAUGGAGAAAACGCACAGUCUGCUGGAGCCUCUGCAGCAGCCGAUGUUCCUGCAGACACAGACUGUUCAGAUAAUCGCUGGGAUCUUCGUAUGGACCGCGCUGUUUAUCACUUGCCAACAGAUCUACCAGCACCUGCGCUGGUACACAAACCCCUCGGAGCAGCGGUGGAUCGUGCGCAUCCUUUUCAUCGUGCCCAUCUACGGCUGCUACAGCUGGAUCUCGCUGUUGUUCUUCAACGGAGACUCCUACUACGUGUACUUCUUCACAGUCAGGGACUGCUAUGAAGCGUUCGUGAUCUACAGCUUCCUAUCCCUGUGCUACGAGUACCUAGGAGGCGAAGGCAACAUCAUGUCCGAGCUGCGAGGCAGGCCCGUGCGCGCCUCCUGCGUCAACGGCACAUGCUGCCUCGCAGGCGCCACCUACACCAUCGGCUUCCUGCGCUUCUGCAAGCAGGCCACGCUGCAGUUCUGUCUCGUCAAGCCUGUCUGCGCUUUCAUUAUUAUAUUCCUACAGUCGGCCGGGCACUACCACGACGGCGACUGGAGCCCCAACGGCGGCUACCUGUACAUCACGAUCGUGUACAACUUCUCCGUGAGCUUGGCGCUUUACGGGCUGUUCCUGUUCCUCGGCGCCACCCGCGAGAUGCUUAAGCCAUUCGACCCCGUACUCAAGUUCUUCACCGUCAAGUCCGUCAUCUUUCUCUCGUUCUGGCAAGGCGUCGCCCUAGCCAUCCUAGAGAAGGCCGAAGUAAUAAUGCCGAUCACGGACGCUAACAACGUGCCCACCACGGCCGGUACCGUGUCCGCCGGGUACCAGAACUUCCUGAUCUGCAUCGAGAUGCUGGCGGCGGCCGUGGCGCUGCGCUACGCGUUCCCGGCCGCCGUGUACGCGCACGCGCACCGCGACCCGCACCGCUCCGUCACUAUGCAGUCCAUCUCCAGUAGCUUGAAGGAGACCAUGAACCCCAAGGAUAUAAUGACUGACGCGUUCCACAACUUCCACCCGCAGUACCAGCAGUACACGCAAUACAGCUCCGUGAUGCGCGGCAACGCGGCGGCGCCGGUGGGGCGCGCCGACGAGGGCGCGGCGCUGGCGCCCCGGCCGCCGCCGCAGCGCGUCGCCACCAUCUCGCACACCCCCAACUACCACGAGAAGACCACGCUGCUCAGCUCCGACGACGAGUUCCAGUGAACAUCCUCCAAGGCC
Molecule: messenger RNA, 1520 nt
Organism: Cydia fagiglandana
Lineage: Eukaryota; Metazoa; Arthropoda; Insecta; Lepidoptera; Tortricidae
Gene: Tmep
Product: transmembrane protein 184B
Exons: 8
Coding region: 276-1505 (409 amino acids)
Biological process (GO): transport
Cellular component (GO): membrane
Molecular function (GO): transporter activity
Source: RefSeq, a predicted model, not a curated record